AUGUCUCCGGUUCAGAACUCUACAUUCGCAACCUCGUCGAGCAUGGACGAUCACUCCAGAUGGAAGGAAACAGAAGAGGUUUACUCCAUUCUCUUGACGCGUGGAGAGGACCCAGAGUGGCGUACAUCGCUCGAAAGCCUCCACUUCCAAAAUCUGUACCUCGAGAAGGGGUUUUCCUUGUCUCUUCAGGAGAUCAAUAAAAUUCGAAAAUCGAUUGUGGUGCGAGUGCUAAAUACUCUAGUGAAAGAUGGGGUAAACUUCUUAUCUUGCUAUACGUUUACGGAGAGAGUGAACCAGACUGUGUGGAGAAGAAUCGGUCACCAUAUUUGCUUGGUCCUAAUUCUAUCGCACCGUCUUCUUGUGUUUCAACUGCUAACCAUAGCUUUGGCAACCCCAGUCUGGUAUUAUGGUUCACGCCUCCCAGCUCAUCGCGGCUACCCCUGGCGGCCACGAAUUCACAACGACUCCGAUCCACGAGAGCUACUGUGUUCUCUGUGGAGAGUAUGGCGAGGUCUCACGGUAGACCAUGAGAACCAGCAUUCCGAACCCAGGCUUCUGGAUGAAUCCACCAAUCAACUCACGCAAAGAGCCAGACUAGCAAUCGCAACAGCACCUGUUGAGGAAAUCAACGGCGUUAGGUUUAUAGAUGAAUACAAAUUAUCUCCAGAGACCCCUUACAUCUUCAACAUAGUCUCGGCCGUUGCUCCUCCUUUCGACAUGUCCAAACCAGACCUCGACAGUGUGCUAAUAAAUUUGCAGAAGCCCAUGCCUGCUGCCCGAGAAGACGGUGUCUCUGUCGAGUGUUGUGGGCCGGUUGGUGAUUUUUUCAAUCUUUUCCGAUGUAUUUUCUAUUUGCGAACACUUCAAGUUGGGCUUGAUCGUGCUUCAUCAGAGUAUCAUCGACUGGGGGCCUGGAAACGGUUCGUUCGACCAGCCUUGGCAGAGAGAGAUUAUUUUAUUACCCAAAAUGAUAUUGAGGAAUGGUCUAUAAAAAUCGACGGCUUUGGAAAUACGGAGUCGAUGAUGAAUUCGGAUUUUAUGGCAGCAUUCUGGGCUUGUGAGGAGUUCCGUCUUUGCGAUUCCGUGCUGGUACAAGACCUGGACACGCUUUUAUUUCGCCGCGACUUGGAAAUGGAAAUACAAUGCAAUGCCCCUCUUCUGGACUGGGAUGCAUCAGAGGGGCCUCUUCAGAUUGUUAUCAACUCGCGCUUCAACAUACCCGAAGAAAGCCUUCGGGAGUCCAAGGUACUCGUCAGCUCCGCUCGACCAGCUUUCUUAAGGGUACUUGCCAAGGUAGAAGGUGAACAGGACAUACCAUCACACCUCCGGCUUUCUACUGGCCUCAUUGAUCUUUCACGAGGUGUCUUGCCUACUGGCGGAUCACAGGCAAUGUACCACUUGGUAGUAGUGAUUCCUCAAGGGGAGGAUGGGCAGUGGGACCGGAUCAGAAGAUUCGACCCCGGUGGAGAUUCGUUCUGUCUCCAUGCUUCUUCAACAUUGGGCAUCUUGAUUUAUGCUUUCUUUGACGCAGGGUCUAUGCCAUAUCUCGAUCAACGAAGAAAUCCUGACGUGCCUGAGCAGAAGGGGUCCUCGGACCCCUUUGGACAGAGCGCGGGGCCAAGCGUCUUUGCGCCGCCUAAAAUUAAAAUUAGGAACGAUAAAGCAGGAAACUUUUUCAUAGUUACGUCUACGUCAAGGCAAACUGCACCUGGGGGGUCAUCAAACCCUGUGGAAGCUUCAGCUAAACGGGGUGGUGCUCACGCAUCAGAAUACCCAAACAAGAAUCAAAAAGGGGAAAACGGAUGGCGAACUGCAGUAUAA
This is a messenger RNA of Clonostachys solani, 1821 nucleotides long. The record is from the annotation of a GenBank genome assembly. NCBI's taxonomy places the organism in Eukaryota, Fungi, Ascomycota, Sordariomycetes, Hypocreales, Bionectriaceae.